Molecule: messenger RNA, 4757 nt
Organism: Diospyros lotus (date-plum)
Lineage: Eukaryota; Viridiplantae; Streptophyta; Magnoliopsida; Ericales; Ebenaceae
Product: protein NLP2
Exons: 5
Coding region: 1149-4022 (957 amino acids)
Molecular function (GO): protein binding; DNA-binding transcription factor activity
Source: RefSeq, a predicted model, not a curated record
AGGGAAAUCUGGCUGUGGCACUGGCACUGGCGUGGCUUUCUCUUGGCGGGUCCCACUCCUACUCAACUCAAGACGAGGGAGAGGGAGAGAGGGUCCCACUCCUACUCAACUCAAGAGGAAGGAGGGAGAUAGAUAGAGAGAGAGAGAGAGAUUCUUGCUUCCCUUCCCCUGAAAUAUAUUCAUAAAUAAAUGAUCCACAGCCCACCCCACAGAGAGAGAGAGAGAGAGAUUCCUUAGGGCAGAGGAGCCUGUUAUUCCCGUUCUUCACUCAUAUGCAUGCAGCAGCAGCAACAACCGGAGAGAGGACAUAAACGACUCUUGCCUUUUAUUUGCCGUUGCGGUUGGGUUUUUAGUAAGAGGCAACCAUGCCAAUUACCUGACCUGCCUAAUCCUAUCCACCCCCAUCUGCUUCGUCUUCUUCUUCUUCUUCUUCUUCUUUACCAAAUCACCAGUUUCUGAUACGCAGACAGGGGAGCAUGCCUGUUUAAUAAUUUACAAAUAUUCUUUUUCAGCCAAGAAAGUAGUUGAUGAUUCUUCUUGGGCUUGUGCUUUCUGCUGCGGCUUUGAACUUUCUAAUUCUGGGUGUCAUAAGCAAUGGCUGCUUUGGGUGUCUAUAGCUCCAGGUGACGUUUUGGACGUUUGGGGUCAGAUAGAUAGAUAGAUUUCCAAUAUCCUUCCUACUUUUAAACCACACUUCUAGUGCCCUUAUUUUCAUAUCCUUCAACUUGGACAUUAGUGUUUCUUCUUGUACUAGUUCUUUUCCGGUUUUUUGAUAGAAUUGUGUGGGGUUUUCUAAUUCUGACCCUGAAUGUUGUUCUUUGUUGGAUUGUUCUUCUUAUGAUAUUUUUAUUAAUCAGACUUAUUCGAGCUUCUUUUAAGCUAUUACCAUCAACUUUCUCUACAAAAUUGUGUGUGGUUUCUUCCCUCUGAAAUGCAUUUCUGAUUGCAGUUUUCAAAGGAUUUUUUGUUGACGAUGUUUGUGCGACUCCAGCUGAUUGUGUUUUCGAAGAUGGGCGAAAGGAAUCCUUCCUGGAAGUUCCUCUUUUUGUUUUUCAUAUUUAGACUUCUUCUGUGUUCCGGGUCAUGACCUUAUGCGUAUUCAAUGAUCCAUAGCUUUUAUGCAGAUGGCGACUUUGGCAUAGUUCAUUAUGGAAGAUGGUGCCUUCACGCCUAAGGCCAUCUUGGAAACAUUUUCCGACAAAACCAUGGAUUUAGAUAUUGUAAACGAACUCUUAUAUGACGGAUACUGGUUAGAGACUACUGAGGGAUCUAAUUUCUGGCAGCCUGAUCUAUCUACUUCGAGUGAUUUAAAUUUCUCUUUGAAUUGCUUUUCUACUUACCAGAGUAACAUGGACCAGUUCACUCCAAACGCACAUCUGAAAAUCCAUCAAGAAGGAACAGAACGAUCGAAUUUUGCCGAUAAUCCACAUGUGACGUAUCCCCAAAAGGAUGAUCUUGUUGGCAGUCAAAUACCAAACCGGGAAGCAAUCCUGCCUCGGCCAUCUUUAGUCCAAUCAGAGGACUUUUUGGUUGAAAACACUGAAACAAACAAAAGAUUGUGGAUCUUGCCGAAUGCGAAAGCAGGUCCAGCAUCCUCUGUGAAGAAGAGAUUAAUGCAGGCAAUAGAAUACCUAAGAGAAUUCACUAGAGAUGGAGAUGCCCUCAUUCAGAUAUGGGUACCUAUAAAAAGAGCAGGCAGGCAUUUCCUCACCACUAACAACCAACCGUUCUCCCUUAGCUCCAACUGCAAGAGCCUUGCAGAUUACAGAGAUGUCUCAAGGAGCUAUAAGUUUGCAGCAGAAGCAAACUCAAAGGACUUUAUGGGGUUGCCUGGACGAGUUUUCAUGAAGAAAUUGCCUGAGUGGACUCCUGACGUUCGAUUCUUCAGAAAAGAAGAGUACCCACGCGUCAGUUAUGCACAGCAAUAUAAUGUUAGUGGUUCCCUUGCACUUCCUGUUUUUGAGCGAGGCAGUGGAACCUGCUUGGGUGUUGUUGAGAUUGUGACUACUGCUCAGACAGUCAAGUACAUCCCGGAACUUGAGAAUGUCCGCAAAGCUCUUGAGGCCGUUGAUCUAAAGAGUUCUGAAGUUUUGAGUCCUCCCACUGUAAAGGGUUGUGAUGAUUCUUAUCAAGGUGUGGUGAUAGAGAUUAAAGAGGUUUUUAAAUAUGUCUGCGACACAUAUAGACUGCCCUUAGCUCAGACAUGGGUGCCGUGCACUCAACAAGGUAGAGCUGGCUGCCGACACUCUAAUGAGAACUACAUUCAUUGUGUUUCCACUGUGGACUCUGCAUGCUAUGUCCUCAACCCAGAUGUUUUGGGUUUUCAUGAGGCAUGCUCUGAGCAUCACCUGCUUAGAGGUGAAGGCGUUGUGGGAGGAGCAUUCAUGACAAACCAACCAUGUUUUGCCUCGGACAUUAGAGGUUUUUCCAAGUCCGAAUAUCCUCUAUCUCAUCAUGCCAUGGUGUUUAAAUUGCGUGCUGCCGUAGCUAUACGCUUUCGAAGCAUCUAUACUGGAUCGGCUGAUUUUGUGUUAGAGUUCUUCCUGCCACCUGACUGCCAAGAUGCUGAAGAGCAGACACAUAUGCUGAGAUCAUUAUCCUCUGUGAUACAAGAGGUAUGUCGGAGCCUACGUGUUGUCACAAACCAGGAGUUAGCAGAAGAAGCAACACAACUGGAGAAAGUGACUGCUGCCCCAUCACUUGGGAGAUUUGAUGGACACUCUCAGAAUUCGGGGUGUGCUCUUUCUAAAGGAACUUCUCACGAAGAUUCAUCCUGGCUUGACAAUAGGACAGAGGCUCAACGAAAGGGAAAAUCUAUUGCUAUAUCCUUGGGGUACCAGAAGGAGCCAGAAGAAGGUUUUGAAGAGACAACCGAUUGGGAUAAUGACAGAUCAGAGUUGCAUCAUGUGUUUUCAAAGCACACACACAUUCAUCAAGAUUCUGGUCCCAGGGGAAGUGCAGAGAGUGGUGGAGGCUUUUCUUCUGUCAGCGGGCUUUGCCCAUCAAGUGAUAGAAAACCGGGUGAGAGAAGACGGACGAAGACUGAGAAGACCAUCGGCUUGGAAGUACUUCGGCAAUACUUCGCUGGGAGCCUGAAAGAUGCUGCAAAGAGUAUUGGUGUGUGCCCAACCACCUUGAAAAGGAUAUGCAGACAACAUGGCAUCACCAGGUGGCCUUCUCGAAAGAUCAAAAAAGUUGGACACUCGUUAAGGAAACUCCAACUCGUAAUUGAUUCCGUGCAAGGUGUUCAGGGGGGCAUUCAACUUACCUCCUUCUACAGUAAUUUCCCAGAACUAAGCUCUCCAACCUUACCUCCUGAAGCGGCUAGCCCGGUCAUCACGUCAAAGAUGAAUGAUCAGUUGAAGCACUUUGAUGCCCAGCCCGAAGGCAGUUUAUUAAGCCCUGUAACCACUACAUCAAAGUCUCCUUCCUCUUCAUGCAGUCUGAGCUCCAGUUCAAGUUUCUGCUGUUCUACAGAAGCAAGGCCCCAACCUGCUGCUUCUUUUGUCCAUGGCCCGAGUGGUGGAGACAUUUCAUUGAAAGAACCGCAGGGCGGGGGACAACUAAAAAGAGCACGUAGUGACCUACAACUGCACGACUCAGGUCAAGAGGAAACAAAGAAUCUCGUGAGAUCACAAAGCCACCAAAUUUUCAGCGAGCUUCCUAGCCCCGAGGCCGUGCCUCCGUUGCCAAGAGUUGGCAGCCCGCGCCAGCAAGUUGUGCGAGAUGGGAGUGCUUUUAAAGUAAAAGCAACUUUUGGAGAGGAGAAGGUCCGGCUCAGCAUACAACAAAAUUGUAGGUUUCAAGAUUUGAGACAAGAGAUUGUGAAGCGAUUCAAUAUAAAUAGUAAGAUAGACCUCAAGUAUUUGGACGAUGAUUCAGAGUGGGUUCUGUUGAGAUGUGACGAGGAUGUUGAGGAGUGCAUAGACAUACACAGGUCAUCCAACAACAGCCGCACAAUUAAGCUGUUGGUGCACCAAGCUUCUGUUAAUCCAAAUCUUGGGAGUUCAUUUGGUACUUAGCAGUGAUCCAUCUUGCUCUUGCCAACAACGUCAUAUAUACAACAUAUAUACCCAUAUAUAUGGUCUGCUUCUUUUGUAGCUGCUGUUGAGGUGAGUGGGGACACUACUAAAUACUUGCACUUGCUUUCUAAAAUCCUUUUUGUUUUUGGUUAGAUCCUCCGUAACUCAUACAAGCUAGCUCCACAGAGAUCUCAAAUCUUAAUUUGGAAUUAGAAACUUGCAUAUUCCAUGGAUCCUAUCCCAUUUUCCUGUGGUACUCCCAACCAUCCACACCGUUUCUGUCAGUGGGUUUGCCAUAGCAGAGAGGUAGCUAGAGCUGGCUUGCUUGGAAGAUUCAUGAAUCAAUCUUCCCACUACUUCCACCGGCCGAAUAAAAAUUAAUCAUGGAUUCAGGUUCAGCUGCAUGGUAAAGCGCCAUGUCAUUGAAGUAAAACGACUCCCCAGUGACCUCCAUCGAUCGUUGAGGUCGAGGCUUUUAUCUUCUACUCUACUACUACCAAGUCCCUGUGAAAAGUUAGUCCAUUUUUCCUCUCAUCUUCCUUUGUUUGAACCUGCUUGUUCAAGUCCAAUGAUAUACAUGUGUACAUGUAUGUUGCUCAGCUUCGUCUGAUGAUGUAUAUGUGCGCACUCGCGCACUGGUCAGUCGAUGUAAUUUAAUCUCACGCUUCUGUUUAUUGCUGAAAUAAUCAAAGCGGAUGUGAGAUAAAAAUUCAGGACCAAGACUUCCCAACUUUA